AUGGCGGCGCAAAGCGAAUUCCGUCCGGUGGACCCCACUGUCUGGCGAGCAUGCGCCGGGAAUUUCGUGCAUGUUCCGGCGGUGGGCUCCAGGGCUUAUUAUUUCCCGCAAGGCCAUGCAAAUGCGAUCAACACCUCGGCGUCUCUGAUUCAAUCCCAGCCGUUCGUUGUCUGCCGCGUUCUGGGCGUUGAUUACUUGGCCGACAUGGAGACUGAUGAGAUUCUGGCCAAGAUUCAGCUCUUUCCGGUGGAGUCCGAGUCGGCCGAGUCGACUCAGUCCGAGUCCCCCGAGUUGACUCAGCCCGAGUUCGCCUCCGUCGUGAAGGUGCUGACGCCGUCCGACGCGAACAACGGCGGCGGGUUCUCGGUCCCGAAGUCCUGCGCCGAAACAGUGUUCCCGCCGCUGGACUUCGCCGCCGACCCGCCUGUGCAGACCCUGAUGGUGAAGGACGUGCUUGGUGCAGUGUGGGAGUUCCGCCACAUCUACCGCGGGACGCCACGUAGGCAUCUCCUCACCACAGGCUGGAGCAAAUUCGUCAACGCCAAGAAACUCGUCGCCGGGGACUCAGUCGUGUUCAUGCAGUCCAAAAGGAGUCAACAGAAUUUCGUCGGCAUUCGCAGAGCCGCCAAGGCCAAAAACGUGGCGUCCACUAGUCGCUGGAACUAUCUGGACUUGAAAGAAGGAGAGGAGGACAAGAGUGCUGAGAAUGCGGUUAAGCAAGUGAUGGAGAAGGCUGUGAAAGGAUUAGGGUUCGAGAUUGUGUAUUAUCCCAAAAUCGAUGUUUCUGAUUAUGUGGUGCAGGCUGAGAGGGUGGAGAGUGCGACUUUUGGCGUGGACUGGAUGAUCGGGACUCGGGUCAAGAUGGCGAUGGAGACGGAGGAUCUGUCGAGGAUGACUUAUAUUCAAGGGACUGUGUCCAAGAUUCAUCAAGUAGGUGGAGUACAGUCUCCAUGGAAAAUGCUUCAGGUUACCUGGGAUGAUCCUGAAGUAGUGAAGAAUGUUAUGAAUGUGAGUCCUUGGCAAGUGGAAUGUGUGUCACUACUGGAGCAGUCAGAAGUCCCUGCUGCGAAGAGAAGUAAACUUUCUGUGGAUGCAGGGUCGCCGCUCCAUAGAGAAGGUGCAGUCAUUCCAGGAGACGGUGAAAUUUUUGAGGAUGCAGGGUUACUGCCUGGCAGAGAUGGAGAACUUUUUCCAGUGACAAGGUCAAGUAGUUCGGUGGCAGAGCCCUUUAACGCGGACUUGAACCCAUUACUGAUGAACGCUGGUUCCUAUCCUGGGGGGAUACAGGGGGCCAGGCAGGAUCAUAUAUGUGUUUCAGGCAUCUCCAAUUUCUUUCACGAAAACACACAUCAAUUUGACAUUACCUUUUCUGUUUGCAACAGGUCUCCAGUAACUGAAGCUGUUUAUACUGAAGGGGAUACUGUGAGUAGCUCAUCGGCUGAUCCUCCCAAGGAAAUCCAGUUCUUCGACAAUGAGGCAGUUGGAACACAAGGCUGCAGUGAUUCACCCAAAGUCGGUAUCAACUCAUUCCAGUUGUUUGGUCAGAUCAUCCACCUGUAA
Messenger RNA from Daucus carota subsp. sativus, 1560 nucleotides. Its product is annotated as auxin response factor 17. The transcript has 2 exons. Lineage: Eukaryota; Viridiplantae; Streptophyta; Magnoliopsida; Apiales; Apiaceae. Gene Ontology annotation, biological process: regulation of DNA-templated transcription; response to hormone. Gene Ontology annotation, molecular function: DNA binding. Gene Ontology annotation, cellular component: nucleus. Bases 1 to 1560 code for a protein of 519 amino acids. The record is from RefSeq and is a predicted model, not a curated record.